Molecule: messenger RNA, 2250 nt
Organism: Gryllus bimaculatus (two-spotted cricket)
Lineage: Eukaryota; Metazoa; Arthropoda; Insecta; Orthoptera; Gryllidae
Source: the annotation of a GenBank genome assembly
AUAGGUCUUAUUUAAUGACGUAAGCAAUGCGCCAUAUGUGAAAUAAGAUUUGAGCUAUUUAUGUCUGAUCGUUAGCUACCUCAGAAGUCUCGCGACCGAGAGCAUAAUUAGGUGUGUCAGCUGUUCGAUUCCAUUCCCAGCAACGUUUACUUCAAAUCCACAAUGCAGUCACUUCGUGUAUAUGUACCCCUUACGGGCAGCCUUUGGCGCCGAUCCUUCUCUGUAUCACAUGCGGCAAUGUCUCAACAGAUGACAGUGCGAGAUGCCUUGAACACUGCAUUAGAUGAAGAAAUGGAUAGAGAUGAAAGAGUUUUUUUGCUUGGUGAGGAAGUUGCAAUGUAUGAUGGUGCUUACAAAAUUUCUAGAGGUUUAUGGAAAAAGUAUGGAGACAAACGUGUUAUUGACACACCAAUCACAGAAAUGGGUUUUGCUGGUCUUGCUGUUGGUGCUGCAAUGGCUGGCUUACGACCGAUCUGCGAAUUUAUGACGUUCAAUUUUUCAAUGCAAGCUAUUGACCAUGUUAUUAAUUCUGCUGCAAAAACAUUAUACAUGUCUGCAGGGAAGGUGAACAUUCCAAUUGUGUUCCGUGGACCAAAUGGUGCUGCUUCAGGUGUGGGUGCACAACAUUCCCAGUGCUAUGGUGCAUGGUUUGCUCACUGCCCUGGUUUGAAGGUAAUUUCACCAUAUUCAUCAGAAGAUGCACGUGGAUUAAUGAAGGCAGCAAUUAGAGAUCCUGAUCCUGUUGUUUUUCUUGAGAAUGAAAUGCUAUAUGGUUCAAAUUUUGAUGUUUCUGAAGAAGUGCUAUCAAAAGACUUUUUAAUACCAAUUGGAAAAGCAAAGAUUGAACGAUCAGGUAACCAUGUAACGGUGAUUGCACACUCUAAAGCUGUUGAACUGGCCCUACUCUCUGCUAAAGAAUUGGCUCAAGAGGGAAUAGAGGCUGAAGUCAUCAAUUUGAGAUCAUUGCGACCUAUUGAUGAUGAAGCAAUCAUCUCCUCUGUCAUUAAGACAAAUCAUUUAGUUACAGUUGAGCAAGGUUGGCCAUUAUGUGGUAUUGGGGCUGAAAUAAGUGCCAGAAUUAUGGAAAGUGAAGCCUUUUUUCAUUUAGAUGCCCCUGUUGUUCGAAUUACUGGUAUUGAUGCACCUAUGCCGUAUACCAAAUCUCUGGAAGUAUAUGCUCUUCCUCAACCUUCUGAUAUUACAUCUGCCAUCAAAAAGGUGUUGGGAGUGCAGUGAUCUAUGUUCAUUUUCUCAUUGUAACUGAUGUACUUCUCGGAUUAAUUUAGUGAAUUACCAUGUACUAUAAAUUUUGCAUUAAAAAUUAAAUUAAUUAAAAAUGUGAAAUGUUAAAUAGAUUGGUAAUACAAUGUUAUUUACAUCGCACUUUUAAAACUGCAGUAAAUGAAACCUGAACGUAUUAAAAGUGACAAAGUCAGGAAUAAUGAGCAUGUAUCAGUGAAACAUUAAUUAUAUAAAUUAUGAUUGAUAUAAUAAGAGAAAAUAUUUAGAUGUAUGUAAGGAAAUUAGAUGGAAUUGGUAAUAAAUUAUGGCAGAUUUCCUAAAACAUAGGUUCUCAAACUGUAAUAAAUGAACUUUCAGGGGUGUGUGCUACAUUUGGGUGGCUUGUAGGAUAUUUUUGUAAAACACUUUCUCCAAGAGAAAGAUGAAAAAAAUUACCAUUUAAUUCAAAGUGUUAAUUCUCUAUUUUGCCAGAAAAUUAAAAUCCCAAUUAUCAUAGUACACCUGACUCAUUCUCAAUUAAAAAGGGCUAGUUUUGAAGCUGGAAUUCCCAGUGAAACUUUCAGUUGGAGAACCAGACCUCCAAAACUGUGAAGUCGUACAAGCACACCCAUUUCAUUGAAAAUUUUGACAAUUCAUAAUCUCUUAACUUGAGAGUUCAAGCUAUUUGGACUUGGUAUAACUAAACAUCAUAUCAGUUGGAACAUAAAUUGUUCAGUUAAGAAAUUGGGUACUGUGGUCUUAUCAUUUUAGAUCUGUUAAAAUUGCUCUCUUUUCAUGUGUACUAUGUAUCGCUUUGUUAUUCAUCUCUUUAAAAUUUGAACUUUGUUGCAAUAAAGUAUGAAUGGAAUGGAUUUGUAAAUUAGUUGUUAUUUAGUUUCCAAGCAAAUUUUUUGGUUUUAUGAUAUGGUGAGCUCCUUGAGUGAAUUGUAUGCGUGGUUUAUCAACUAUGUAAAACAUUAAUUUGUAUAUCAUGAUUCCUCGGAAUAAAGUUUUUUAAGUAUAUAUAAA